Molecule: messenger RNA, 2709 nt
Organism: Rotaria sp. Silwood2
Lineage: Eukaryota; Metazoa; Rotifera; Eurotatoria; Philodinida; Philodinidae
Source: the annotation of a GenBank genome assembly
AUGUCACCGUUGAUUCAUCGAAGUAUUGAAAUACUAAUGAAAAAAAUGUCGGAUCGGUGUGCCAGAGGCGAACCAUUUGAUAUCUAUGCAUAUUUCAAAAGAUUUACAAUGGACACUAUUUGGUCAUGUGGCUUUGGUCUCGACACUGAUAUGCAAAAUAAUGUCAGCGAUCCCUAUCUCUUCAAUUCGCAACAGGUGUUUGCACGGAAUAAGAUUCGUCGAAUAAUAUUGGUUUUAACUAUUUUGAUUACAGAAUUGAGAAAAGUGUGGAGAAGUAUAUUUCAAUCACUUGGUAUUGUCCGCUAUUGGCUUCGGCGCUAUAUUCCCGUGACACAGCGACUCAUUAACGAAAAUCCUGCUACUUGGAUUGUGAAACAAGCCAAUGGAAUGAUCGAAAAACGUCAACAUUUUGGUCAUACUGAUCGAACAGAUUUAUUGCAGCUGAUGCUUGAUUCCAUGUCCGAAGAAGAUUUAAUUCAAGAUUCCCCAGCAUCGUUUGCAAAAAGUCGUGACUCUGAAGCUGAAGUACCAUUAGUUCGAAAAAUUACCAAAUCCGAGAUUUCGGCGAACAUUUUCCUUUUCAUGAUUGCUGGUUAUGAGACAACAAGCACAGCUCUCAGUUACAUAACAUAUGUUCUUGCUACUCAUCCAGAAGAACAGCAAAAGUUGCAAGAGCACAUCGACGCUUAUUUCGAACCAGAAACAGAACACACCAUGCCAACAUAUGAAACCGUCUCCGAAAUGGACUAUCUGGAUAUGUUUAUUCGAGAGACUCUUCGCAUGUUUCCUAUUGCACCAACAGCGAUUACUCGUCAAAGCACCGAUGAUUUUCCUAUUGAAGGCAUUGGCGUAGUGCCGGCAGGUACAUUGAUCACUGUCGACGUCUACAAUUUGCAUUACAAUCCAAAUUUAUGGGGUCCGUUGGAUCCACAUGAGUUUCAUCCCGAAAGAUUUGCCACCAAAAGACAUCCAAUGGCCUGGAUUCCAUUCAUUCAUCUUCUUCAUGUUUUCCUUCCAUUAUCUCGUCUUUCUUUAAAUGUUCAUCAUCAUUAUCGUGAACAAUGGUACUCUCAUCCAUUAAUUAUUCUCUUACUGAUAUUUUUCAAUGAAGGUGCUUUACAAUAUAUUAUUUAUCUUGUUGGUUUACUUCCAUCAGCAUUCUAUAUUGAAUUACGUAAACCAUCGAAUCAACGUGAUUAUUCAGUAUUUGUUUGGUUAGUUCUCCGUUCAUUUGCAUAUGUCAUUUUGAAUGCAUUGCUUAAAUCAUUAUCGAUUUUUUUAUCUUCAUUACUCUAUGUUAAAUGGCGAAUGCGACUUGUUCUAUAUUUACAUUCAUUCUAUUUUACACAACAACGUUAUUAUCAUUUAUUAAAUAUGACACAACAGAAGCAAACACGAGAAAAUGAUUAUCAAAAUCAUUCAAUACAAACUAAAGAUACCGAUGAUCAUCAACAAAAGUCAGUUGACCACAUUAUCACAACUAGUUCGAGUCCAGUAGUAACCAGUAAUCUAUUGAUUGACAAUCCUGAUCAACGUAUAACUCAAGAUGUGGAUUCUUUAUGUCGAUCAUUAUCCUCAAUCAUUCCAUUACUUGUUAUUUCGCCAUUUACUAUUGCUUAUUAUGCCUAUCGCACUUGGCAAAUCACGGGUUAUUAUGGUCCAUUAGCGAUCACUAUCUAUUUUCUUCUUUGGACUGCAAUCAAUAAGAUCUUCAUCUCUAUUGUCUCCCGAACAAUAUUUCAACAGAAUACUUCCGAAGGUAGUUUUCGUUUUCUCCAUGCACAAAUUCGAACACAUAAUGAAACUAUUGCAUUUUAUCAUGGUGAUGCGUUUGAACAUAAACGAUUCGAUAAUUAUUUGCUUAAAACACUAGUUCCAUUACUUUAUCGUCGAACAUGGCAAGAGUUUCUUUUAAAUUUAUCGACUAAUUUAUACGACUAUAUUGGGAGUAUCAUAAGUUAUCUAUUAUUAGCACUAGCAAUCUUUGUCUUUCAUUUCUAUGAUCAUGUAUCAACGGAUGAUCUCGUUCAAAUUAUUAGUCAAACAUCAUUUAUCACAGGAUAUCUCAUCUAUCGUUUUAAUCUAUUGAAUGAUUUAACAGAAAAAUUAACCGUUAUUGCGGCUAAUACGCAUCGUGAUAGUGGUGUUGGUAAGACCUCACUUUUUCGUGUUCUUCAUUCGUUAUGGCCGGUAAAUAUUCAUGGAUCUUUUUCAUACCAUCUUGCUAAUGCUUAUCUAUUGCCUCAACGUCCUUAUUUUACUAAUCUCGCAUUAUAUGAUGAACUAUCUUAUCCUGAUGUACAUACUUUGCCUAGCGGUGAAAGUCAACAACAAAUCGUACAUCUUCUCGAUGAAUGGAAUCUUACACAUAUUCUCGAUUGUGUCGAAUCGAAUUUAUUUACAUGUCCAAAAUAUGCUUGGCAAGAUUUAUUAUCACCUGGUGAAUUGCAACGUUUGUCAUUUAUUCGUCUAUUACUUCGUCUUUCUUCACCGAAUGAUCCAAGAUCUUCGAGGUUAACUCUGAUUUUUCUCGAUGAAAUUACUUCGUCACUGGAUGUGAAUAUGGAAAUGAAAAUGUACAAUUAUUUAGUUAAACAAAAUCUUACUUUGAUCAGUAUUGGUCAUCGAGAUACUCUACGACAAUAUCAUCAAUAUGAAUUGAAAUUGCAUAGCAAUGGAGAAUAUAUUCUAGAGAAUAUCCAAUCAUAA